ACAUUGAUGACGACACCAGACCAGAGCUCUGUUGCUUUGGCGGUGUCGUUCACACCUUCCUUUCGGGCGGUGGCGAUGCGUCAUAGGUGCGACAAACGCGAUGGCGGCGAGUAAGAAGAAUGUAUUGUCGUCCCUGGCGGUGUAUGUCGGGGACUCGGAGCCCGAACUGGAGAGUGACGGGGAAGUGGAAGAUGACCUAGUCCUAGGCAGUCUGGUGCCCCGUUCAUACGGAGAGGAUGACAUAAGCAGAGUGGAAGAAGAUGGAUCCAACAAAGAUGAUGAUGAUGCUAGCCAACAUUCUGGAGAGGACGAUUCAGAGAAUGAGACUCAGGAGACUGUUGAAAUUAAGGAACAGUCAGAGCUGGAGAAGAGAGACCCCCAGGAAUUAGUGGCCUCCUUCUCAGAGAGGGUCCGGAACAUGUCUCCAGAUGACAUCAAAAUCCCUCCCGAGCCUCCGGGCCGAUGUUCCAAUCACCUGCAGGAGAAAAUUCACAAACUGUAUGAGAGAAAGCUGAAAGAAGGGACAGAUAUGAAUCAGAUGAUACAGAAGAAGAAAGAGUUCCGGAACCCCAGUAUUUAUGAAAAACUCAUCCAAUUCUGUUCUAUUGAUGAGCUUGGAACAAAUUAUCCUAAGGAUAUGUUUGAUCCCCAUGGAUGGUCAGAAGAUUCAUAUUAUGAGGCUCUUGCGAAAGCCCAGAAGAUUGAAAUGGACAAACUUGAGAAAGCAAAAAAAGAGCGAACAAAGAUUGAGUUUGUAACUGGUACAAAGAAGGGUACAACUACCAGCACAGCAACAGGGACAACCAGCACCAUAACUACUGCCACAGCGGAUGCACAGAAAAGGAAAAGCAAAUGGGAUUCCGCUAUACCGAUGACCACUAUUGCCCAGCCGACCAUCCUCACCACAACUGCCACACUGCCUUCUGUCGUCACAGUAACCACCAGUGCGAGUGGAUCAAGAACUACGGUCAUUUCUGCUGUGGGGACUAUUGUUAAGAAGGCUAAGCAGUGAUUUAUGGGAACAUUUACAAACCGGACUUUGAUGAAAUAGAUGUCUUUCACUGACUCCGAAUGCCUCAGUAUUGUACACAAUCAGGUUUUUACUGCUUGGGAAUCGCUGCAGCAACAACAUGAGAGAUUUAUAGCGUCAGGCUAGCAGGACAAUGAAAAGGAAAAACGAUGUUCCCCACGUGUUAACGCUACAGAAGACUGUCUGGAAUGGCAAACUACUUUUGUGUGUCGGCUUUGUUCUCC
Messenger RNA from Nanorana parkeri, 1254 nucleotides. RefSeq names its product SAP30 binding protein (gene SAP30BP). The transcript is spliced from 11 exons. The record is from RefSeq and is a predicted model, not a curated record. Gene Ontology annotation, biological process: regulation of DNA-templated transcription. Gene Ontology annotation, cellular component: nucleus. Lineage: Eukaryota; Metazoa; Chordata; Amphibia; Anura; Dicroglossidae. Bases 101 to 1012 code for a protein of 303 amino acids.